AUGGCGCCCGUCGGCCCGCGGCGAAUCGCUGGGCUGGAGGCGAAGACUGGGCGCAGGGCGGGCGGUGACAGCCCGGAACCUUGCGGCCGACCCCCGCCCAGGGCGAGGGGACUAGAUCCGGCGCGGUGCCGAGCAGAAGCGAAAGGCAGGCACUCGGGUCUCUACACCGCAAGGGUCCAGCGGUGGCCGCGGAGUCUCCUGGGACGCGCACAUCCGGGUCCUGGCGCGCGCACGCGCAUUUGUACCGAACAUGGCCGCGGCAGCUCCCGCCGCUGCCGCAGGUGCCGCCGGCCAGUCUCCGCCUGGGACAGAAGAUUGAAAAUGACAGCUGAGAACAUUCCUGAGGAAGAACUGUCCUGUGACAUGGAGGUGGAAGGAUUUACACGAGAGGGUCCUCAUUUCUCCAUUCUAGGUAACAGUUGGGACUGUGAGAACCAGGAGGGACAUUUGAGGCAAUCAGCCUUAACUCAGGAGGAACCAGGAGCUCAGGAAGCAAUUCGUGAAUAUCCCGGAUUUGGGGAGCAUUUGAGCGUGAGCCCAGACCUUCCACGACGUCAGAGAGUUUCCACAAGAAACGGUUUCCACGUACGUGGCUCAGGUGUUAAAAGCCUGGAUUGUGACCCAGCUUUACACAAUUGUCAGAAAAGUUUUGUAGCUAAGAGAAUGGGUGACAGUGACACCUGUGGGAAAGCCUUCAACCAUUCCAUAGAAGUUAUUCAAUUUGGAAGAACUCAAACUAGAGAGAAACCCUAUAAAUACCCUGAAAGUGUUAAGUCUUUCAACCAUUUUACCCCUCUUGGUGAACAAAAAAUAAUGAAAAGAGGGAAGAAACUGUAUGAAGGUAAGGACUUCGGGGACAUCUUUACCCUGAGUUCGUCUCUUAAUGAAAACAGGAGGAACAGCCCUGGAGAAAAACUGUACACAUGUACUGAAUGUGGCAAGUGCUUCAAACGGAACUCUUCUCUUGUUUUGCAUCACCGAACUCACACUGGAGAGAAACCUUAUACCUGUAAUGAGUGUGGAAAAUCCUUCUCCAAGAACUAUAACCUAAUUGUGCAUCAAAGAAUCCAUACAGGAGAGAAGCCCUAUAAAUGCAGUAAAUGCGGGAAAGCCUUCAGUGAUGGGUCAGCUCUGACGCAACACCAGAGAAUUCACACUGGGGAGAAACCUUAUGAAUGUCUAGAAUGUGGGAAAACCUUCAACCGAAAUUCGUCCCUCAUUCUGCAUCAAAGAACUCAUACAGGGGAAAAACCAUAUAGAUGUAAUGAGUGUGGGAAGCCUUUCACCGACAUCUCCCACCUCACUGUGCAUCUCAGAAUCCACACUGGGGAGAAGCCUUAUGAAUGUAGCAAAUGUGGAAAGGCCUUCCGAGAUGGCUCAUACCUCACCCAGCACGAGAGGACUCACACUGGAGAGAAGCCCUUUGAAUGUGUGGAAUGCGGGAAAUCCUUCAACCGUAACUCUCACCUCAUUGUGCAUCAGAAAAUCCAUUCUGGGGAGAAACCCUAUGAGUGUAAAGAAUGUGGGAAAACUUUCAUUGAGAGUGCUUACCUCAUCAGGCACCAGAGGAUUCAUACUGGUGAGAAGCCCUAUGGCUGUGAUCAGUGUCAGAAACUUUUCAGGAACAUCGCCGGCCUCAUACGUCACCAGAGGACUCAUACUGGCGAGAAGCCCUAUGAGUGUAAUCAGUGUGGUAAAGCUUUCAGGGACAGCUCCUGUCUGACCAAACACCAGAGAAUUCACACUAAGGAGACCCCGUACCAGUGUCCAGAUUGUGGAAAGUCCUUCAAGCAGAACUCUCACCUGGCAGUACAUCAGAGGCUCCACAGCAGGGAGGGUCCCAGUCAUUGUCCUCAGUGUGGGAAAACAUUCAGAAGGAGCUCUUCCCUCAUCCGACACCAAAGAUCACACCCUGGAGAACAACCCAUGGAUAUUUAAUGAACGUGGGCCACACUCAUCUUCCAACUGGCUCUCAAAAACCUAUGUGAGAGAGAAGUGUCUUCAGGGGUGGCUCCUCCCUGUCAGUGGAAAAGACUGCUCUGAGCUGUCCAGUGGACCGGUGGAUGUGAGACAUUCCUCAGCCAUCCUGUUAAGUCUAUACAUUAGGGAACUCUUGCAGAGGAUACAGGAUGGUAGUAAAUGUGGCAAAGGCUUCAGGGAUGAUUCAGCCUGUACCAAACAUGAUAGUGCAUACACUGGAAUAAAACCUGAGAAAGUCAGGUAGAUACUUCCCUGGAGAACUCACCUACCCGUACAUCCGAGUCCUUAAACUGGAAAAAGCCUGUGUAAUCGGGAAGAGGAAUCCUUUAAGAGGGAGUGUCUGCCUUACUGUUCGUAAGCAAACUCUUACUGGAAUCCAGCGAGGGAAGCUGUCGGCAGGAGCCCUUGCUUUCUUAGCUGUGUCAGCAAAGGCAUGCUGGUGAGAAACCCCACACAGUGCUCCAACUCACAGCAACCACAGAAUUACAGCGGAUUGACAUUUGAAUGUAUUUCCGCGUUACAUUCCUGCCAGGUGCUGAGGACUCGUUUCAGCAGGGGCACCUGGGUGAGGAAGUCGCUUGUGAAUGAACAGUGAUGUUAUUCCUCUUAAUAUGGAGACCAAAGCAGGUUCUCCUAAGAAGGAAAGGGCUGCUGCUGAGAAAUAUGAUGCGUUGCUCUAGUUGUUGAGACAAACAGAGAAACACUGAGUUGUUAUGUUUACAUUGUCACCCCUCAUUGUUCAUUUGGGACACUUGUGAUUUGUUCCAUGCAACCAUGCCAAACCAUGAUGAUAAAGGUUUUGUUGCCAUAUUGAAAACGCUUAUAAUAUGGCUGGCAACCAAAAGCAUAAAAUAGAAAAUUUGCCAUGUAAAGUGUGCACACAUACGGAUGUAGGUUGGGAGUUGAUCAUAGAGAAAUAAACAUGGGGUCUCCUAAGUGACUGUUACUUGUGUAUGAUUUUUCCUCUAUCACAAAUCAUACAUUGUUAUAAUCAUUUGAUGAGGAAUAAAAAGGUGGAGAUAAAAAGAGGUGAGUUUGGGUUUUCUUUGGACCUUUUUAAAACCAGAAGUGGCUAAGUCAGGGUCGCAGGGCAGUUGUAAGCAUGGAUGGGGGCAUCUCGGCAGAAACUUCUCUGAAUCAGCAUCCCACAGCUCAGGGCCUAAGGAUAACUUCUUUCUUUGGGACUUGGAUAAUGAGAGGGUGUUAUUGUGAAGAAGAGGGUGGGUCUCUGGGAAUGGGGAGUAGGAGGCUACAGAGAGGUCUGGGAGGACCUGGGAGCAUCCCUCCUGAGGCCCUGCAGUGCUGGCUGGCUGAGAGCUGCUCACACUGGUUGGCAUAGCCUCGGAGCCCCGGGGUGGCUCCCCUUAGAAGUUUGACUUGUUCCUAUGGAGGCAGAGUCAGAGGGAAGGUCACUGAGCUAAUUAAGGCUAUGAGAUAAUAAA
Molecule: messenger RNA, 3422 nt
Organism: Orcinus orca (killer whale)
Lineage: Eukaryota; Metazoa; Chordata; Mammalia; Artiodactyla; Delphinidae
Gene: ZNF329
Product: zinc finger protein 329
Exons: 3
Coding region: 1-1938 (645 amino acids)
Biological process (GO): regulation of transcription by RNA polymerase II
Molecular function (GO): RNA polymerase II cis-regulatory region sequence-specific DNA binding; DNA-binding transcription factor activity
Source: RefSeq, a predicted model, not a curated record